Durio zibethinus is the source of this 2348-nucleotide messenger RNA. RefSeq names its product transcription termination factor MTEF18, mitochondrial-like. Gene Ontology annotation, biological process: regulation of DNA-templated transcription. The record is from RefSeq and is a predicted model, not a curated record. NCBI's taxonomy places the organism in Eukaryota, Viridiplantae, Streptophyta, Magnoliopsida, Malvales, Malvaceae. Gene Ontology annotation, molecular function: double-stranded DNA binding.
UUUGAAUUUUUGAAUGAGAAAUUAUCAAAUACUGAAGUAUUUUAAUUUCGUGUGAGCAAGGAAAAAAGAUAUAUAUUUAAUGACCAGUAUAUCCUUCUCUAAACCCGCGGCCGUCGUCCAAAAACCCUAUGGGAAGUUCGAACUUAAUUUCACUGACUGUAAACCUCAUUGGUUCACUGCAACUUCUUCAUGGCUGCCUCUCUAUCAGUUGUAGAAGAAUAAACAAUCAGACUACCAGAUAAUCCUCCCCAACUUUCCAAAUCCUAGGUAAAACACCAUAACUCGAUCCUUUUCAGCUUUUAAAAGUUUUAUCUUUUCUCUGGUCUCUCUACCUAGUUAUUGUCUAGUAGGCUUCAUUUUUGUUCAAACUAAUCAUGACCCAUUUUCAAAAUCUUGGGAAACCAUCUAUUCUCAAAUGGGUAUCUGUUUAUUUUGUUGAAAGCCAACUUAAAACCCCAUUUUUGGAAAUGGGUUCAUUGCACUUUGCUCAAAGGCAAAACCCUAGACUUUAUAGGACAAAAAGAUCAGUUGUAACUGAAAACUGUGAUGGCAAAGAGGUUGCCAAGUUCCCCCCUUCCACCUUGAAAGAGGCUCAAGCUGCGUUAUUGGAAUAUUUGCAUUCUACUAGGAGUAUUCCCUUUGUGGAUGCAGAGAAUAUGAGCAAAAACUCACCUCAUUUUUUACGAAAGCUUUUGGAAAAGGUUAAAAUUGUGAAUGAUGUUGGGAGUUCUAUGUCACGGUUUUUGCGUUACCAUCCCAUUAAUGAAUUUGAGCCCUUCUUUGAGAGUUUGGGAAUGAAACCUUGUGAGUAUACUCCUUUACUUCCUAGGGAUUUGAUGUUUUUGAGUGAUGAUUAUUUGUUGCUAGAGAACUAUAGGGUCUUGUGCGAAUAUGGGAUUGAACGAAGUAAGAUUGGUAACAUAUAUAAGAAAGCAGUUCAAGUGUUUCAACAUGAAUUCGGAGUUUUGCCAUUAAAGCUUCAAGCUUAUCAAGAACUGGGGCUUAGUCAGUCUUUUAUGACCAAGAUUGUUGUUUGUAGUCCUUGUCUUUUGAUUGGGGAUGUAGAUAUGAAGUUUAUUAAGGUAUUAGAGAUUUUGAGGAGUGCGGGAUUUGAUUAUGCUUGGAUUAAGGAGCAUUUGUCAGAGCAGGAUUCUUAUAAUUGGAGCAUGAUACUUCGUGUUCUGAACUUCUUUAGUAAGAUGGGUUGCAGCAGUGAGUUACAUGGGUUAAUCAGCCAGCAUCCAGGGCUUUUAUUUGAGGGCUCUGGUGAUAGAACACUUUCACUAAUCGCAUUCCUAUUGAAAUUUGGACUUCCAAUGGAUCAGAUAUCUUCUAUGUUUCUGCAGUUUCCAGAAAUCCAAGCUGGGCAAUUUGUUUCAAAUCUUAUCAAAUGUUUUCUGUUUCUUCAUGAGAUUGAGAUGGAACAAAAUGAGAUUGGGAAAAUUGUGUGCUCUUACCCCAUAUUACUUGGUUCAUCCAUGUUGAAGAAAACUAAUAGUUUGCUUAGUAACUUGAAUGUUGGAAAAAAGCGGCUUUGUAAAUACAUUCAGGAGAACCCCCAAGAAAUGGGUAAAUGGGGUUUGGGAACAAAAGUUGGGCCAUUACCAAGCUCAGAAGAGGACUUAGAGUCACAAAGGUUGAAGAUGAAGUUCUUUUUAAACUUGGGAUACGGACAAAACCCAAAAAGGAUGGAGAAAGCUGUCAAGACUUUUCGAGGCAGGGGAGGGGAGCUUCAAGAGAGAUUUGACUGUAUUGUGAAUGCUGGUUUGGAUAGGGAAGAUGUUUCUGAAAUGGUCAGUGUAUCCCCUCAAAUCCUAAAUCAAUCAAACGCUGUCAUCCAAUCUAAGAUUGAUAUUCUAGUGAACGAGUUGGGCUACCCUAUAUCCUCUUUAGUGUCAUUCCCCUCUUAUCUUUCCUACACAACACAGAGGGUUAGGCUUAGAUUGGCAAUGUAUAACUGGCUCAAAGAUCAUAAAAAGGUAGCGCCUGACCUGGCCUUGAGUACUAUAGUUGCAUGCACAGACAAAGUAUUUCUGAGCCAGUAUGUAAAUCAUCAUUCUAGUGGCCCUCAAGUUUUGCAGUAUCUGAAAACAUUUAGGCAUCCGUGUGCAUUACUCAUAACCAUUGACUUCAAAGUGAGGCCAUCAUGAUACGAAUGACUACUAUCAGUUGUAACUUUUUAUUUCUUCAUCAAUUGUUUAACAUAAGUAAAUUUCAGUGUUUAAGAUUAAAAUUUAUGUGAAUUUUGUGUAGGACAUGCAAACUUAUUAAGCAAAGCGUCUGAAAAUUUGUGAAUUUCGUGUUUAAUUGUUUGUAAAGAGGUUCUGAUUCUACAUACAUGUAUCAGA